CAUAAUUUAGCUGAAAAACAGUGUCCUCAAUGUCAGCAGAUUGAUAUUUUUUCUGUCGAGUUACAGCAACCAUCAUUGUCUAAAGUAGAGAAUUUCUUUGCUCCAUUAAAUGAAUCAUUGGAAUCAUUACACAAAAUAUGUGGUUUUCAGAAUAAUCAAAUGAAAAUUAUGAUACAACGCUUUCAUGAAAUCGACAAAAAAUACGAAACAUUGAAGUCCCACUACUAUAGCCUAACUCAAAACAUGAAAAUGGUGAGAGAUAAAUAUAUUAAACUGAAAAUGGAAAAUACUGAACAGAAAAAGAAAUUAAUGUCUUUCGAGAUGCAAACUAGAACUUUAAACUCUUUAAGUGAUGUAUCUACACCAAUAAAAUCUAGCAACAACAGAAGUUCAAAAAUGAGACCUGCAUCAAAUUCAUAUUUUUCGUGUGGGGCGAAUAUAUCGAGUCAAUCAUUUGACGUGAGAAAGGGAAACGCAAUGUUCGAAGGUUUUCGUAUUCCUUAUCCUCAUAUAGUACGAUCAGUCGGUUCUCGUGGAACUUCAGAUACCAAUUCUACUUACCUUUAGAUUUUGAACAGAAUUAGAACAAUAUUUUAAUUUGUCUAUACAUAAUUAAAAAUGGUAACUGUAUCCUUCUCCUUAAGUCAUUAAAAAUCUAUAAUAAAAUACUUAUAAUCUUACAAUGAAUUCACCUUAUUAUUGUAGAAUUAAAUUUUACGAAAUAUAAAGAAUUAAAAACAUAUGGAAGAAAUAUUUAUGAAAAAGCAACAAAGAUUUUUUCUGCAUUUCUAUAGUUACUAAA
Messenger RNA from Bombus pyrosoma, 802 nucleotides. RefSeq lists its product as uncharacterized. The record is from RefSeq and is a predicted model, not a curated record. The annotation marks the transcript as partial. NCBI's taxonomy places the organism in Eukaryota, Metazoa, Arthropoda, Insecta, Hymenoptera, Apidae. The transcript is spliced from 3 exons.